AUGAAUUACAACGUACAUCCUGUCUCGUAUUUGAAUGCAGACAGUUAUACCAACAGUAACAACAACCAAAAGACUUCUCAACAGCAACAAUAUUUACAAUCACAACAAGUGUCUAACAUCUCACAACUGUCUCGUGGCAACAGUAUUACCAAAAAAUCACCAUCGACUGAUUUAGAAAUGGAUAAUGUCACAUCUCCUUCUUCAAUAACUUCAUCACAUUCACCAAGGACUAACCAUGCUAAUGGAUCACCCCACUCUUCAUUUACUUCACAUUCUUUGGCUAACUCGCCUAUGGAUGAAGCAAAGAGUGGACACCAACCCAUUUCAAGUAAUGGUGAUGUAUUGGAUAUUAAUAAUGCAGAAGUGUCUAGAUCUAACAACAGCAACAACACUGCAACCACCACCACCACCACGAAUACUUCUGGCUCAGCUUUGACUGCCUCUGGUGCUUCUGCCAUUAACUCAGCACCAUCAGUUUUACCACAGCAACCAACACAAUUACAUCCAAGUUUGAAUCCACUUUAUAAUAGCCAUGCUUUUUAUCACCAACAACAACAACAGCAACAACUUCAACAACAGGCUCCACCACCACCACACCAAGGGCAACAGUUUCACGGAGCCUACCAAGAGUUGUCUGGCGAUCAUUACCACCCAUCGUAUUUGACUAGUGGUGCUGCCAUUGCUGCUGCAGGUGCUAAUGGUGCCACUUCUUCAACACAACCAGUGCCACAAAUGAAUGAUGCUAGAAUGAGCUCCACUUUUAAUGCUUAUUCGGCAAAGCCACCAAAAAAGACUUAUAAAAAGAUUACAGAAGCAGAUUUGCGUGGUCCAUUCAAGUGUUUAUGGGGUGAUUGUAACAUCGUAUUUGAAUCUCCUGAAGUUUUGUAUGACCAUUUAUGUGACGAUCACGUUGGAAGGAAAUCAUCAAAUAACUUGAGUUUGACUUGUUAUUGGGAGAAUUGUGGAACUACAACUGUUAAAAGAGAUCACAUUACUUCACAUUUACGUGUUCAUGUUCCAUUAAAACCAUUCCAUUGUGAUUUAUGUCCCAAAUCAUUCAAGAGACCUCAAGAUUUGAAGAAACAUUCCAAGAUCCAUGCUGAUGAUCAUCCAAAGAAGUUGAAGAAGGCUCAAAAACAAUUGUUGAAGCAACAACAAAGGGAAGCCAAGCAACAAAUGAAGUUGAAUAAGGCUAAUGGUGAUUUGCCAUACUUUGCCACUGUUGCCAAUGGACAUCCACAUCAACAACAAUAUGGUCAUGGAUUUGACGAGGAAUCAAGAAAGAGAAGAUUUGAUAAUAAUUCACAACACAACAUGUAUGUUGUUAACAGUAUAUUGAAUGAUUUCAACUUCCAACAAGUUAACCAUAAUGGAUACACCCAACAAGGACAACAAGGACAACAAGGACAAUACUCUGACGCAAAGAGAAUGAAGCCAAAUACUGAAUACAAUAUUGACAUGUUUAACAAGUUGAAUCAUUUGGAUGAUCAAUUACAUCACGGACCACAACAUGGCAAUGGACAAUACCAACAACAACAACAACAACAACAACAGCAACAACACCCACAUCCAUCAUAUACCCACACUGCAAACAAUAGCAAUAUCUAUGAAGCCGAAAAGUUUUUCAACUCAUUGUCAAACUCAAUCGACAUGCAAUAUCAGAACUUGUCCUCACAAUAUCAACAACAACAACAACAACAUAGUCAUGGCCAUGGAAGUCAGUCGAGCGGUGGUGCAGCACACGGUACAUCAUCUUCAUCAUCAUCACACCAACAACAGCAUUCAUCAUCUCACGUAUACCCUACUUUACCAGUAUUGCCUUCAACCUCAAUCAAAGACCACAAUGGUGCUGGUACAAUUACUUCUUCAUCUGGCUCUAGCGGAUACUUGUCUUCGUACCCACAAAUUAAUAGACCAAUGGGUUACAACUUGUCUUAUGGUCAACAGCAACCACAUGCUAAUGGAUUGGAGUUUAAUGGCGUUUCAGUGUAUCAAAAAGCCGGCCAGAAGUUGGACGAUGAAGAUGAAGAUGAAGAGGAAGAAGAGGAAGAGUUUGAUGAUGAAUCAAGUGAAGAGUCUUCUGAAGAAGAAGAAAUUGACUCUUUGUUUGAUAAAUUGAAUUUGAAUGGUGGUGCAGACCAAGAAGAAGAAGAUGGAGCGGACGAUGAUGAUGAGAGUGUUAUUGUCGACGGAUACAAUCUUAAAGACGUUGCUAGACACAGAGCUUUGAUUCAUCAUGUUGUUGAAGUAUUGAAGCAACAAAUAAAACAACAACAACAACAACAACAAGAUGAAGAAAAGAAGCAAGAUGAACAACUAAAAGAGGAAGUUGAUGAAUUGAAACGUGAUUCAAUUUAUGGAGAAAAGAAGUUGUAUCCAACCAUUACUGCUUUUUAA
This is a messenger RNA of Lodderomyces parapsilosis, 2397 nucleotides long. It is a transcript of the gene RIM101, whose product is annotated as alkaline-responsive transcriptional regulator. Gene Ontology annotation, cellular component: nucleus. The record is from RefSeq and is a predicted model, not a curated record. Bases 1 to 2397 code for a protein of 798 amino acids. The transcript has a single exon. Lineage: Eukaryota; Fungi; Ascomycota; Pichiomycetes; Serinales; Debaryomycetaceae. Gene Ontology annotation, biological process: positive regulation of transcription by RNA polymerase II.